UUAAUCUUAAUCUUAAAUUCUUAAUCUUGUUGUUCUAAUCUUUAUUCUUAAUCUUGAUUCUUGAAUUUUAUCAGUAUGUUGUUUCUUGAUUUUUUUUUUGUUUAUGCUUUUUGAGUAAUUGAAUAUUUGUUAUUGUUAAUGUGUUUGUUUAUGUAUUUGUUUAUCUUGAAUAGUUGAAUUAUUGAAUAUUUCUUGAUUUUAGAUAUAUGUGCUUCGAGCCAUAUCCAGAAGAUAAUUUGGAGUUUAUUAAGAAUAAUGAAAUUAAGCAUUACUAAUUAAGAAUUUCUAAACUGUUGUUGUACUGUUGUUGUUUCUUAAUGGAAGAAGAUCAUAUACUUUUUUUUUGAGUGGAAGAUCAUAUGCUUAUGUUAUAAAUGUAAGGAGUGCUUGAUAAUCUGAGAAGUUGGAGUGCUUCAUAAUAAAGACAUAAAUCAUUCACAAUCAAUUAAUAAUUAAUAAUCAUCCACAAUCAAGCACUCUUUACAUUUAUAAUCAAGACAAACUAAACGCCUGCACCACCAGUUAAAACUCCCUAGAAUUUAAAGCCUGUCGGUCAAAACAAAUGCCUUACUAUUGAUGCCUGGUUGCCUCCUGCUGCUGCAUACGCCUCACGCCUGCACCGGUUGUCCGGCCACCUUCACUUGUUGGCUGCUUCUUUCCAGACAUCAAGACCACAACUCCGGCACCACAAUGGCUCACAACACCACCAGCAUCAAAUACCCAGCCGCGCAUCAUUUUCACAACAACCACCAGUUGCGACCUCUUAGCCCCCAACCUUGGAAAUCGUGCGUGCUUCUCCUGCUCACCACUGCUGGCGCGACACCAUAGAUCCAGGCCAUAUCAGCUUCAGCCACCACCAAUAGUUGCGUACACCACCACUUCAACUUCAUUCUUCAAACAUCCUUUUUUCCUCAGAGUUAAUAAAAUGAAUAAGGCGCGGCACAUUUGUAAAAGCCCUAACGGGAAGCUCUUAAGUCUUAAACCACCAUUGACGACCGUUGGUGCGUGACAAGAAAUUUUGAGCUUCUGAUUGUAUGAUUUACAUGUUAUUGCAAUGGAUUUUUCACCAUUCAAGCUAGAUAUUGAUGAGCUUAUAAAAGAGUUUGCCGAGGGAGAGCUUCAAUCUUUUUCGGACAUGAAACGAUUAUGGCUUGAACGAAAGUUUUCUUACAUAUUUGAGGCUCAACCUUCUACCAGUGUCAUCAUAUUUAUGCAAAUUUUGUACAGCCAUACGAUAAGUUACAUGAUCUGCACUAAUUCUUUAUCUCAGAGAUUAGGUGCCCUUUAUGUCCUCUAUUGUCUGUAUGAGACACAACCAUUUAAGCCUCCGUUCAAGAUAUAUCUAUCUCUUGGAGAGUUACGAAACCUGAAAGCUCUGGUUGUAAAUACGAAACAAAAGGGAAUUAAAGUAGUAUCUGUUAUCGUCAAAAGGAUGCUGGAGAAGAAUGCGUUCUUGUUUGGUUUUGUAAACAUAAAUGAUUAUGCUGGGAAUGAGAGGAACAAGGAGGUUGUAAAUGUGCAGAAUGCUCGCAUAAAGAAGAUGCAGGAAAUAUUGUUAAGCAAUACUGAGAUCGAGCAGUAUCUCCACAUGGACAUGGGCACAGAACUUGACCUAGAAGCGCUCAUGAAAAUGUCUAAAGAAUAUGCAGGCAUUAAAAGUCUAGCCAUUAGAGAGGCUAGCCAGGUAGUUGAUGUCAGAAACAUAGAGCAUAUAGCUGAUGAUAGGCCGACAGUAGGAGAUGAAGUGCAAAAGAUAACUGAGGAGUGGGGUAACCAAAAGGCAAUGUUCUCUCAGCUUACUGGAACAGACCAGCAUGUUGUUGCAUCUCAUCCCGAGAGGAAAGAGAUUCACGACGAGCAACCGAUACUACUCUCUGCUGCCGAACAACAGCAAAGUGAUGAUGAACGGCAGCAAAUUGCUUUUAUGGACCUUCUCAUGGGUGACGAAUCGCCAAUAGUUAAUCGGAAUGCUCCAUGUGCACCAGCUGAGCAGCAGCCAUUGCCUGAAGAUGAGGAGCUCGAUGAUGACGAAUACGCCAAAGAUCUGGAGAAUCAAUUAGAUGAUGACUGGGAAUACUGAAUAAUUUACACUUCUGGGAAGUAGGAAUUUUUUACAGGUGAACUCAACAGAGUCCAAUUUUGAGCAGUUAUUGUGUACAGUACAGAGUAACAUAAAUUUUGUUUGUACCCGGUUUUUACAGAAUAUGGAUUUGCUCAUUUCUGUACUUGUGCAGUUAUGAAAAUUUGAAAAAACUAAGACCAUUUAACUAAAAAAAGUCAAAAAUCAAGCUUUGGAUAAACUUUAAUUUCAAAAUAAGCGUGCUUGCCUCCAAAGCUAGGUCUGGAUGUACUCGUUACAAUUAGCGAACCAUUUAUGUGCUGAAUUUUAAGGUAAGUGUUUGUUUGUUGUUAGUAAUAGUAAACAGAGACAUUGGUCAAAAAGUCAACAUAUGUGUUCGCUUUACUAACAGCGAAUCAAGAUGUUGACUGUUUUUGACCAAAGUCUCUAUUCACCGUUAAUAACAACGAACUAACACGGCCAUAAAUACAAGAACACUCUUUCCUCAUUUCGCCCAAACUUCAAACCCUAAGCUCUAAAUUCAUAAAAAUCUCCCUCUUGUUUUCACCAUUAAAGCAACUUCAUUUUUUGAUUUGAUCUCAUCAUUUUUCACGUUUUUACAACUUAUUAGAUCUGUCAGCUUCAACAUUGUGU
This is a messenger RNA of Amaranthus tricolor (Joseph's coat), 2713 nucleotides long. RefSeq lists its product as uncharacterized. Gene Ontology annotation, cellular component: snRNA-activating protein complex. Lineage: Eukaryota; Viridiplantae; Streptophyta; Magnoliopsida; Caryophyllales; Amaranthaceae. The record is from RefSeq and is a predicted model, not a curated record. Gene Ontology annotation, biological process: snRNA transcription by RNA polymerase II; snRNA transcription by RNA polymerase III. The transcript has 9 exons. The coding region runs from base 1055 to 2080 and encodes 341 amino acids. Gene Ontology annotation, molecular function: sequence-specific DNA binding.